AUGGGCUGUGGGGCGAGCACGAGCAAGGUGGCAGACGAAUCGGCUGGGGCUGGGGGACCGAUGCUCCGUCGGAGCGGUUCCUUCAAUUCCCGCGAGAGGAAUGAGAAGGAUGUUCCCGACGGUGUGAAGCUCCCACCGGCGCGGAGAGCCCACGACAAACACGUCGGCGACCUGGAUGUCUUUCUGGGGCUCGUCAAGAAGAGGCCGAAGGAGUUUGAGAUGGACAUCGAGGCAAGGCGUGACUGCGACUUUUUGGAGUUUGGCCACACCUACUCCAUGGACAGCCAGUUCAGCCAGUUCAGCCAGUUCAGCCGGGCCAGCGCCAGUAGCCGAAAGAGGCAAAGCUCGCACAUGUCGCGAGAAAGCCGCCUGCGCGAGUUUUUGGGGUCGCAGCACAACUUCUGA
Symbiodinium necroappetens is the source of this 405-nucleotide messenger RNA. Lineage: Eukaryota; Dinophyceae; Suessiales; Symbiodiniaceae. The record is from the annotation of a GenBank genome assembly.